This is a messenger RNA of Stylonychia lemnae, 870 nucleotides long. The record is from the annotation of a GenBank genome assembly. NCBI's taxonomy places the organism in Eukaryota, Ciliophora, Spirotrichea, Sporadotrichida, Oxytrichidae.
AUGAGUGGUGAUACUAUUGGCAUUAUGGAUGCUGCCUUUUUUGUCAGCAAGAAUGAAAUAUUAAGCUGGUUGAAUGAUCUGCUUAAAUUGAACAUUCAGAAGGUUGAAUAAUGUGCUACUGGAGCAGUAUAUUGCCAAAUCAUAGAUGCUAUUUAUCCAGGGACUGUCGUAAUGUCAAAGAUUAACUGGCAGGCUAAGCAUGACUAUGAAUACGCAUAUAACUACAAGAUACUUCAAACUGCCUUCUAAAAGAACGGAAUAGCUAGAUACGUAGAUCCAACUAAACUGAUGAAAGCCAAGUAUCAAGAUAAUCUUGAGAUGCUUCAGUGGAUAAAAAGAUACUAUGACAUCAAUGCUAAGGGAGAAGAUUAUGAUGCAGUGGGAAGAAGAAAGGGUGCAGAUUUAUAUUUGAUUGGUGAACCAGGUGGUAAAGCACAAGGAGCACCAAAGCAGCAAAUUUAACAAUAGUCAGCAAUCAAAAGACCCACUACAGCUUCCACUAAUGCUGGCAAGAUUGCAUAGCAUGUUGUAGCAAAGUAGCAAUCUGUAUCUAACAAUGAUGAGCAGUUUUUGGCUUAAAUCGAGGAGCAAUAGAGACAUAUUGAAGAUUAAAAUGCUAAGAUCAAUGAAUUGGAGGACAAAGUUAGAAUGCUUGAGUUAAGAAGCUAAGAGCUUGACAGUGAAAAAGAUAUGUAUUUCCAAAAACUGAGCAUGCUUGAUGAAUUCCUUAAUGGUGCAAUUAACUCAGAAGACUGCAAGGAAAAUCCUUAACUUAACGAAUAUUUGAGCUAGAUUCAUAAUAUCUUGUUCAAGGACGAAAAUCUCAAGGACGGGGAUUCUGGGAUUGACCAUCUUAUGGAAGAUAACUGA